AUGGAUGGAAAUGAAAACGACGAGCGUGUCAUCGGCACCGAUGGCAAAGAGUCAGAGACGGACGAGGAGUUUUUUGACGCGUUAGACGAAAUCUUUGAGAAAAAUGACUCUUCAAAGCAAAUUUCGGCAACACACGAAACUGAAAUUGAUUCUGGAAAAAAGACAUUUGAGAGCCCAGACAAACCGAAGAUAGAUGGAAAUGAAAACGAUGAGCGUGUCAUCGACAACGAUGACAAAGAGUCAGAGACGGAUGAGGAGUUUGUUGACGCGUUAGACGAAUUUUUUGAGAAACAUGAGACGACAGUAGAAGAACCUUUGAAGAUAAAACGAGACGACAAGAAAGAGCGCGUUGACUCCAAAAAGUUUACUUCUGCCACUCCAGAAACGGAUAUUGAUUCUGGGGAAACGACAUAUGUCAGCCAAGAUGAAACAGAGCACCACACCAAUUAUGCUAUUAAGGAAAGCACCACAACGACAACUGAGGGUCCCCCUGUCGGCAGAAAGAGGAAGGAUUUAGUGUUUGAAAAAGACCUCAUCGAUCAGUUUUGCAAGGACGAUUCUGACUUAAAAGAUGAAAUAAAAGAAUGUCUCACAACAGUCGUCUGCGAGGCCACAAUUGAAAAACGACCAAACGAUAGCGACGCAGCUCAGCUAUUUCAUAGAACAGAAUUUGUAAACAAAAUCUCAACGAUGUUUGCGACAAAAUGGGAGGUGAUGGUGAAUGGAGUCUCUCCUGAAAAUCGAUGGUUCUCAAUUUUAAAAAUGACGCUUCAGUGGACCCCAAUACUGCUCUUUCUUGAACACAAAGGUGCUGUCAAACAAAUUUCAAACGUACACAAACAGAACACCGCAGAGAAAUUCCUUGAUGAAUUGUGCGAUGUGAACUCAAAGAAUAUCGAAACCAACGUCACUGCAUUUGGUGAAAUACAUUCAGUAGAACCAAUGCUGUCUGAACUAAUGAAAGUGAAGCAAAGUAGAAUAUUCGAGUUGCUUUGGAACCAACAGAACACAGAGAAUAUAGCAACUCUGCAAGACAUUCAUGAGCGGAUUUGGAAACCUGCUUUCAAACGGUUCGAAGAUAUCAAAAGGAAACUCAAGUCAGGGGAUUUGGAAUUGACAGAACUUGAGGUCAUUAUAAUUCACUUUCGAGAUAAAAAUGAAAUCAUACAAUCAGAAUUCGAAAUACUGGGACUGCAAAACGAAGUUAUUCAAAACAGAUUGAAACAACUUCAGCAGUACAGACAUGUUCAAAAAUGUGUCGAAGGUGCACAACUUCUUCUUCAAAUACAGCAUGCAUUUAACUUGACUGGUGACUUUAGUCCCUUUGAAGACAUUGUCGAAAUAAUGCAUCUAAAACAGUUUUAUUACUUUGACCCAUUCCUUCAUUUGUCAGAGAAGGCUGCGACAGAAAAAAUUUCAGUUUCGGACGUGUUGAGUUUGAAAAUAUUUCAUCAAGGAUCAGAAAAUACAGAGGCAAAGCGUCAUCAGCAAACUGUUUAUACAUAUUCAGACCUUAAAGACUUGCAGAGCCGACUUUCCCUUGUUGUCGGACAAAACGAUCAGUCAACCACAGGCGUCCAUAACUUUUUACAGAUUCUAAACAGCCUUGUUCGCCUCACCAAUGUAUAUCUGCAACUUUGUAACGCCGGUUGCUCUUUGUAUAACAACUGGACUGCGACAUUUCAUUGUGAUUCGAACUCGGAGAGAACUGUUUGUUCAACUCUGGAGUUUGGCGGUGGACAAGAGAAAAUACAUUUAGAACAGCUUGCUAUUUUGCAAACAGAAUUGGUGCAAUUAGCAUCUCGAGAGGGACCAGAAGGCUAUGUGUAUCCGCUUUUAUCAGCGGUAAAACCAAACUGUAACUUAGACCACGUCAAUGAAGCUUUAAAUGCUUCGAAAGAUGACGUUUCUAUUAAAUAUGCAUCUCAAGACAUCGACGGUAUUGGACUUCAAGGUUCAUCAGAAGAAGACAAAAUCAAGAUUGAAAGAAGGAAACAACUGAUUAAUGAAAUAACACAAUCUGACUACUCCAUUGAAAUUGCUACCCGCUUCGUUAAAGCAUAUCCUGAUUCUAAAGCAGACAUUCGCGAAGUAUUGGAUUGGUGCGCUGAAAACAGUUUCAUGGCCGAUGAAGAUGAAGAUGACACUUCACUAAGUCUGUCAUCAACAAUGAAAAAACUAUUACAGGACGCGGGUAUAGAAAGUGGAAACGGAUCGGGACCUCUGAAACGGAACCUAAAAUUACUGUGGAGAUGCUUUCAGGAGUCUAUCAAACUACAAAUCAGUGACUUUUUCAGCAUUGAACACAUUGGGCUAUUUCUCCAACACCUUAAGAAGGGUGAGUGGUAUAGUGUGAAUGUAGACCUUUUUUGGAGAAGGGCUCUGUUUGAAAAGAAUGCAAAGAUAUACUGUAUAGUAAAUGUUGGUGAUUUGCUGUACGAUGUCAGUGAAGGAGCGGCAGGGCUUUUGGAUGAGUAUAUAUCGCAAACCGGGGAAGGAGAAGAAGUGAAUGAAUCAGUUGUUUUUGACGAACAAUUAUUCAACAGUGCUGUUUUUCAAAGGCCCUUUCAGUACUUGAAGUAUCUAGAUGAAGAAAUUAGACUAUCGGAAAUAAAGCCAGCGGUACCAAAGGGAACACCGCGGGAAUGUCUUACUACAUUGCUCAGAUAUUGUGGCAUAAAAGAACCACUCUGGUCAGAACUUCAUCACUUUGUACAGUUUUUGAAUACACAGCUAGAAAUGUUUGAACGAAAUGCUUUCGUGAGUUGUGCAGCAGAAUCAGAUUUGCCUGGAUUUCGGUCCUUUGUUCUUCGGUUUCUACUCCAAAUGUCCCGCGACUUUUCAAAUCGUACUUUGAACAUCGUCGAUGAAUCUUCUGGCUGCGAUUCAAAUAUGAAAAAAACGGAUGACAUCCCGAACGAGUACACCAUACGAAAUAAAUGGGAAAGCAGCCCACAUCCGUAUUUGUUUUUUAACAGUGAUGAGUCAACAUUUACAUUUCUUGGUUUUAACAUUGAGAACUGUAGACAUUUGGUGGACUUACAAACUGGACAAAUUUUGGAAGAAAAUAUCAUUAACACAUUGCUAUAUCAUGCACUCAUAAGAAAUCAAGUCAAUCUUCAAGAAAACUUUGACAAAUUAGGAAGGCUUGAAAAGAUUAUGAAACUGUGCAAUGUCAUGGGAAUCAAAACAGCGCAUGACCCUGACCCGACGUACGAGCUUACAACAGACAACGUGAAAAAGAUAUUGGCUAUUCACAUGCGAUUCAGAUGUGACAUUCCUGUCAUUGUAAUGGGUGAAACAGGGUGUGGCAAAACCAGGCUGAUUCAGUUUAUGUGUGAAAUGCAACGAACCCCGGAAUCAGAUGUAAAAAACAUGCUGAUAAUGAAAGUUCAUGGUGGAACAACAGGACAGGACAUCAAGAAAAGUGUAGCGAAAGCAACGAAUAUGGCGAAAGAAAAUAUCAAACAUGGCAGUCAUAUAUUUACCGUUCUCUUUUUUGACGAGGCUAAUACCACAGAGUGUGUUGGACUUUUUAAAGAACUUCUUUGCGAUAAGACUUUGCAAGGAGAACCUGUUGAUUUUUCGAACAACUUGAAAAUUGUUGCCGCGUGCAAUCCAUACCGCAAACAUACCGAUGACGUUGUCAAAAACCUUGAGAGUGCAGGACUUGGAUAUCAUGUGCGUUCGAAUGAAACAUCUGAUCGCUUUGGAAAUGUGCCCAUGCGCCGAUUGGUGUAUCGUGUCCAACCCCUUCCCAGGAGUUUACUUCCCUUAGUUUGGGACUUUGGUCAAUUAAGUACCGAGGUAGAAGAACUGUACAUCAAACAAAUGGUGAUGACCAAAGUUCAAUCUGGCAACUUACCUAAUAAAACGGAUUUAUCGAAAUCCCUUGCAAGAUUGCUUGCAAAAUCACAGGAAUUCAUGAGGGAACAAAAGGGCGAAUGCAGUUUUGUAUCUCUGCGUGAUGUAGAACGCGUUCUUAAUGCUAUUGUGUGGUUCCAUAAUAACAAGUUUAGCAGGGAGCUUUUCAUGUCGAUGGAUGAAAUAUUGGGUGUACCUUCAAUCAAUGAUGCUGAUAGUGAUAAUGAUCGUUAUAAAACAUAUUAUUCACAUGACUUAUCAAUAAGUCAGACUUUAAUAGAUGACAUCAAAUGUGAAUCAGAUUAUGAGACCGAUGAAGAAAUGGAGUCUCUUAUUCCGAGAUUUCCUUACCGGAGAAACUCCGCGGACUCCGAAAAUGAUGCCAUUUCGAUAACGACAAUAGAUUCUGCACAAAGUGUAAAUGAACAAUGCCUAGAAGAUAGCGAUCAUGAAAGGAAGCAGAAAAGAGAAAUAGAGAUUCAACCUAAUCGUAUUAUGCGUUCGAUUAUCCUUGCAUUGGGAUUGUGCUAUCAUGCAUCAUUGAAAAACAGAAUUGAAUAUAGGAGAAUGAUUGCCCAUUAUUUAAAAACCCAUUUCAAUUUGGCAUAUGCACAAGACCAAAUUCUAAAAGAAAUAGAAAGCUGCCAACAAGUAUUUUUGGAUAAUGUUUCUUUAGACAAUAAUAUUGCCAAGAACUCGGCGUUGAGAGAAAAUGUGUUCAUGAUGGCAAUAUGUAUUGAACUCAGAAUUCCAUUGUUUUUGGUUGGAAAACCUGGAAGUUCGAAAUCAUUGGCAAAAACUAUCGUAUCAGAUGCAAUGAAAGGAAAACAUUCUGAACGCGAGCUUUUCAAGAAACUUAAGCAGACGCAAACGGUAUCCUUCCAGUGCAGCCCGUUAGCAACGUCAGAUGGAAUAGUUAGAACUUUCCGCCAGUGUUCCCAGUUUCAGCAAGAGAAUAACUUGGACACGUUUGUAGCAACAGUUAUCCUUGAUGAAGUUGGUCUAGCUGAAGAUAGUCCAAAAAUGCCUUUAAAGGUACUCCAUCCUUUGCUUGAAAACGGCUGCUUAGGGGAUGAAAAUCCGGAGAAAUAUAUGAAGGUAGCUUUUAUUGGCAUAUCGAAUUGGGCCCUUGAUCCCGCCAAAAUGAACAGAGGGAUUUUAGUUCAGCGUGAGAUUCCAGAUCUUCAGGAAAUUGCAUUAAGUGCAGAAGGUAUAUGUGAGGACGAUGAAGGGAGCGUUAAAGUAAUUUUGCAGCCUUUCUUUGAACCUUUAGCAAAAGCGUACGAGAAAAUAUUUGUUCGAGCCAUAACGGACAGUCGAGAAUUUUUCGGAUUGAGAGACUUCUUUUGCAUGAUUAAAAUGCUGUAUAACUUUGUAGACGACACCAGAAGAAACCCAACAAUGUCUGAAGUAUUACAUUGCAUUAAAAGAAAUUUUGGCGGAUUGAAAUCUGUGAACUCUGAGAGAACCUUUCAAAAGUAUCUACAGAAUUUAACUUUUGAUGCUACAGAGGAACAUGCGACUGAUUGUAGUGAUUCAGGACUCAUUGAUGCCAGUAUCUUCGAUACAUUUCGAAGUUCAAGAUACCCGUUGUUAAUGACUGAAAGUUUUGGGACACUAACAAUAUUGCAGCAGAAAAUUGAAAAAAGUGGUCACGACAUCCAACCAGUGGUUAUAUUUGGAAGCAGCUUUAGGGGAGAUCAAGAAUAUACACAGAUAUGCAGGAACAUCAAUCAGAUAAAAGUGUGCAUGGAAACCGGAAAAAUGGUAGUUUUGUUGAAUAUGGAAAAUCUUUAUGAAAGCCUUUAUGAUGCUUUAAAUCAGUAUUACAUGUAUUAUGGCGAAAACAGAUACGUUGAUCUUGGUUUAGGCUACCACAGAGUGAAAUGUCAAGUGCAUCCAAAAUUCAGGUUGAUAGUUGUAGCCGAAACAGAAACGGUUUACCGAAGCUUUCCGAUUCCUUUGAUAAAUCGCCUCGAAAAACACUUUUUGAGUAGCGAUACCUUGCUUACGGAGAGACAGAAAACAUGCGCACAGAGACUAAGAAACUGGGCUUUUCAUUUUGCAUCUGAAACUGAAACACUACCAGUUACAGCACAAAGAAAAAAAGGAGAAGAAACACAGAAGCGAAGCCUAAGCAGUUGUUUUGUAGGAUACAGAGAUGACGCAUGUUCAGCGAUCAUGGUUAACAUUUGCCGCGGAGAAAAUCAUGACGAUGAAGAAUGUCAACAAAGAGGAAUUCAGGUUCUAAUACAAAUAGCAACACCAGAAUCGGUUAUUCGACAAGAAAAACAUUUUCCAGAGAUAAGAAAGUGGUACUUCGAUAAACAACACCACCACAAUGUUUUCGCAUACAUGAAACAUCGUUUGUCCUUGAAUAAUAACUCGUUUGACCAGAUCACCACCCACUCAAAACUAUUUUCGGGCACAAAGCAAGCUGAUAAUAUAAGCAGGCUUUUAGAUGUAAAAGAAGAAGAGGUCCUCUUUAUCAACUCCUUGUAUUCUUUGGAAACAGAACAGCAAUUUGCAGACAAAAUUCGUCUUCAUCUACAACUUCAACAUUUGGACACCAAACUGAUAGUUGUACAGUGUGAUUCUGGAGAUAUGAAUCAAAGCCUAAUCGAUUGUGCACGAUUUUGCAUAACAAGAGAAUUUCAAAUGUUGGGACAGGAACACUUACAAGCAAAGCUACAUGUGUUUUUCAUUGUACAACUUCCAAGAACAAAUGGUGGUUGUUUCAGUGGAUUCCAGUGCGGUGCUUGGAGCUCUGUUCAUAUCGAUGACAUCCAUUAUUCUCGGGAAAUGCCUGCUGUUCAUCAGAUGAUCGGUAAAUCAGUGAUGGAUAUUUUCAUGGAACCUCUAGACCAAAAAGCUUCGGAGAACAUUAACAGAUGUGAUGUGCUGACAAGCAAACAGGUCGAAUUAGACGACAUCAAAGGAAUAAUUGUACAAAGUGUUACAACUGCAAUGUCAAUGGUGAAAGAGAUGGACAAAGAUGACACAUCCAGUCUAGAACGAAGUACAACAAGAAUAGAUAUAUUACUUAAGCACAUAAGCUCCAUAGAUAUCCGCACUAUAGAGGCUGGCAGUCUUCUAGGAGGCUUGCAUAUGCAUUUAGCGAGACUUUUGGCUGAGAAAGAGACAAUUAUGCCGGAACAGAAUAGGACUCGUUGGUUUGAAAAACACGCUGUCUCCACAGCAAUGAUUAACAAAUACGGCACGCUACGGCGAUCUUGUCAGCAUGUCUUGGAAUCGGAAGUGGCAUUAAUUCUAGCGGGUGUUAUUGCAUACAUUGACACAAAUGGGAAUCUUGACAUUUUGGAAACAGAUCAGCCUUGGAAAUACCAGAUGUGGAUAAGGUUGUUGAACACUUCAGAAAUCUUAGAUAUAGAGUAUGAGAGGUUUCUUAAACCAUCAGCAAAUUUUCAUAGCACAACAAAAGAGUCACCCGAUAUGCUUGUUUUGUCAAAAGGAUAUGAAGGGCACACAUUUAAAUCAAAGGUCCCUUUUUCAUGGAUCCUGAAAAUAUCACUAGACAACUUGAUUCAAAUAGAUCCAAGUCAUAGCAAAGAAGAUAUAUCAAAAAACAGACUGUGUUUAUUAUUUUUGGAAACACCUUUUGGAAAAUUACUAGAGGAAAUGGAAAACAACACCUUAUUUUCACAAGAAACCGUGAAAGAAAUUAGAAAAGAAUACAUCGACGAUUUUGUUCACAUGAACUACAAUGCUAAAACAGAGCACGAAUUUCAAUUUGUGAAGGCGAUGUUAAUUCAUCGCUUGGAUGAAAUAUUUACCAGUUCGGAGACUCAGACAUUAGUGCAAACGUUAGUUUCUGUACACCUUGUGUUUGAAAAAGUCGUACCUGAA
Mya arenaria is the source of this 7731-nucleotide messenger RNA. Its product is annotated as E3 ubiquitin-protein ligase RNF213-like. The transcript is spliced from 47 exons. NCBI's taxonomy places the organism in Eukaryota, Metazoa, Mollusca, Bivalvia, Myida, Myidae. Gene Ontology annotation, molecular function: ubiquitin-protein transferase activity; ATP binding; ATP hydrolysis activity. The annotation marks the transcript as partial. The record is from RefSeq and is a predicted model, not a curated record.